AUGGGGGAUGAUGACUCCAAUUUUAGGGUUUUAUUGAAGUGGGAUCAUACCAAGUACUUCUACAUUGGUGACCAUUCGGAGACUCUUUUGUGGGAUUUCAUUCACUCAUUUGAUAUGUGGUUUGGCGGAGCUGAUCAAAUUUUGAUGUCUGAUUUUGGAGUUUCUUCAACUGCUCACAAGGGUCUUCAUCAUAUCAAUGUUAGCCAAGAAUUGCUCAAAUUUCAAGGAAGAAAAUGUGGUCAGUUUGUUAAAUUCAUUCUGCUUGUAUCUCUAGGUAAGCUAGUUAUUAACUUACUAAUCUGUGAGAAGUAUGGAACUAACAAGCGAGUUACUAUUCGAUAUUGGAUCAAACCCGGCCAUAGCUUAGCUCUAGCUACAACAUAUUCAGGGGCCAAAUGUGUAAUUUCGAUGGAUAUAAGGAUAUCCAACAGAUGUGAAAUCGCUGAUGGUGAUCCUUCAACCGGCUUCAAUGGAGCCGAGAGGGACGCUCUUUUGGCUCUCAAGGCCGGAUUCAACCAUCCUUUCCUCAACAACAACUGGACCACUAAUCCCCAAAUGUGCUACAUGAACAAAACUCCAGGGUGGUAUGGUAUUAAAUUUCUCAGUAAUCGUGUGACCGGAUUAUUGUUGGAAAAUAUGGGGCUAACCGGGACAGUCAAGGCUGAUGCACUAGUGAACCUCACUGAGUUGUCCGUCCUAAGUUUCAAGAACAAUUCAAUUUCAGGAAAUCUAAUGGAUUUCUCAUACAAUUACAAGUUGACACAAAUUGACUUGUCAAGAAACGAGUUUGAAGGUCCUAUAUCAGCCUCACUUCUGACCCUCAAUUUGUUGGAGUCACUGCAGCUUCAAGACAACAAUUUAGUGGGUUCAAUCCCAAACUUCAAUCAGUCCAGCUUGAGACAAUUCAAUGUAUCAAACAACCACCUUACCGGUCCCAUACCGGAUGGUACUAAAGUCCUUCAAUCAUUCAACUCGUCAUCAUUUUCCGGUAACCCGGGGUUGUGUGGUCCGCCCUCUCUCACUGCCUGCGGCAACAGUACAAGUGAGAAUGACACAUCUAGUUCAAAUGGAGGAGGCAAGCCAGUUUUCUCUUCAGGUUUGAUUAUUAUAAAUGUUUUUGCCUUCAUAGUAAUUGUGUUGCUUUUCACUAUCUAUUGCAAAAAGUCUAUGAAGCUUAAGAAAAAAAUAGAGAAAAAUAGGAAUGCACAAGAGGGGGUACAAAUGGAUGAGAAAAAGAUAGAGGAAGGAGAAGAAGAGAAAGGGAAGCUUAUUUUCAUGGGGGGUGAAGAGCGUUUUGAACUAGAUGAUCUCCUAAAAGCUUCUGCUGAGGGUUUGGGUAAAGGGAAUUUUGGGAAUUGUUAUAAGGCCAUGCUAGUGCACGGACCAGUCGUCGUCGUGAAGCGGCUAAGGGACUUGAGACCUUUGACCAGUGAAGAAUUCACUGGACAAGUGCAAGUGAUUGCUGAUCAGAAGCACCCAAACUUGUUGCCCCUUGUUGCUUACUGCUAUUCCAAAGAAGAGAAGCUGUUGUUGCAUAGAUUUGCAUCGAAAGGAAACCUAUAUAAUCGCAUUCAUAGAGGAAGAGGGACGAGGGAUCGGAUUCCAUUUCGGUUUAGGUCAAGGCUCUCCGUUGCUCACAGUGUAGCUCGAGCUUUGGAGUACUUACACCUCAACACCAAGUCACAAGCCAUAGUCUUUCAUGGCAACUUAAAAUCAACAAAUGUUCUUUUUGAUGAAAAUGAAAUGGUACUUGUCUCCGACUAUGGUCUCACCACGCUUAUGGCCCUUCCACUUGCGGCUCAACGUAUGGUUUCAUACAAAUCACCAGAAUAUCAAAGUCACAAGAAAGUGUCCGAGAAGUCUGAUGUGUGGAGCUAUGGCUGCCUUCUUCUUGAGCUAUUGACAGGAAGGGUUUCGUCUCACUCGUCCCCACAAGGAAGGAAUGGUGUUGAUCUAGGCAGUUGGGUUCACCGGGCAGUUAGAGAAGAAUGGACGGCUGAGAUUUUCGACGUGGAAAUAUUGCAGCAGAGGAGUGCCAACCAUGGGAUGCUGAGACUGCUACAACUUGCCAUAAAGUGUUGUGAUAAAUCGCCAGAGAAGUGGCCGGAGAUGGGUGAGGUGGUGGGAGAGAUUGAGAAUGUAAAGGUCACUUACUCACCAGAAGAAGAAGAUGACUUGUCCAGUGAUCGAUCAUACACCGAUGAUUCCAUGUCCGGACCUCCAUCAGUGAUUAUUGGAGAUGAGAGAUGAUUUUGUUAUUAUUGAAGCAUUGUUAACAUUAGAAAACAAAAAUUGUUUGUAA
This is a messenger RNA of Cornus florida, 2302 nucleotides long. RefSeq names its product probable inactive receptor kinase At5g58300. The record is from RefSeq and is a predicted model, not a curated record. The coding region runs from base 1 to 2250 and encodes 749 amino acids. The transcript is spliced from 5 exons. Lineage: Eukaryota; Viridiplantae; Streptophyta; Magnoliopsida; Cornales; Cornaceae. Gene Ontology annotation, biological process: protein phosphorylation. Gene Ontology annotation, molecular function: protein kinase activity; ATP binding; protein binding.